AUGGCUGACGUUUCAGGGACGCUAGAUGAAGAGGAACUGCUCGAGGGUGGAGUGGAUUACUCAGAAGAGCUCAGAGAAGUUGGCGCCGUCGCUGACGGUGAAGGUGAAUGUGAAACAGUAGACGUAGAGGCUAGUGAAAGCGGAGAUUUCUUCCACCUCCCAUAUGAUGAGCUCGACGAAGGCGAUGAUUCGGACGACAGGGACUAUGCGCCGCCAGAUCCUUGGAGGAAAGAUGUUCGUGUUGAUGCCGGCCGUUACCAAGCAGCGGUUCCUGAAAGUAUGAAUGACGAGGCGUCCCUGGCGUCUAGUGAUAAUGAUAAUGACUUACCGACGUUACCAACUCCAGUACCGGGUGGAGCGUUGUGGAUGCCAACAGAUAAUCUGUCAGAGGUCGACAUAGAUCGGUUUCUAGGCGACGUUGUUGAGUUGAGAGAAGCACAUGGCCAAACUAUUUGUGAUCGUUUUUCUUUGACAAGAGACGAUGAAGACGCGCUCUGUGCAUUGUAUAGGCACCGUUACGAUACUGAUAAAGCUAAAGCAGCGUUUCCGUUUUCUCGAGUAAAUCAGCCAUUCCGUACGGUACGCCAAGGCGCGUUGGAGUGGGAUUUGUCAGAGCGUGAUUUGUUUGAGAGAGGUAUUGCGAUGUACGGCAAGAACUUCUCUGUGAUACAAAAAAGGCUGACAAGAGACGAUGAAGACGCGCUCUGUGCAUUGUAUAGGCACCGUUACGAUACUGAUAAAGCUAAAGCAGCGUUUCCGUUUUCUCGAGUAAAUCAGCCAUUCCGCACGGUACGCCAAGGCGCGUUGGAGUGGGAUUUGUCAGAGCGUGAUUUGUUUGAGAGAGGUAUUGCGAUGUACGGCAAGAACUUCUCUGUAAUACAAAAAAGGCUGUUACCAUAUAGACGAGUAGGAGAGCUUGUUGAGUAUUACUACUUCUGGAAGAAAACAGAUAGAUAUCAAAUGUUCCGAAAGCACACCGUGUACGCUGAGCCAGAUAUGCAUUGUUUGGGGCCGCCGUUGUUCGCCCAUAAUCAGUAUGCACAACAUCCGUACGAUGGGGCUUUACCGGAAGUGGGCGGCACUAGGGCAGACAACGACGGAGUUCUGCCUGAUAUGGCUGGCAGUGGUGUGCUGCCAUCAGCAGAAGCUGAUACUGCGAAUCUCUCCGCCACAGCAGCGUCCUCACAACCGCCCAGUGAACCGCCUGCACCAAUAGCUGCAGCCGGCGACGGUGAUGGUGAACCGAAAGCCGAACGUGGAGAUAUCUGGUGGAAUGAUGAUGUGCCUGUGGCGCAAGUAUGA
Messenger RNA from Ostertagia ostertagi, 1302 nucleotides. Lineage: Eukaryota; Metazoa; Nematoda; Chromadorea; Rhabditida; Trichostrongylidae. The record is from the annotation of a GenBank genome assembly.